CCGUAACAGCACCCAGCACUCGUCCUCCAUUUUGUUUCUCGUACAGCGCUGUAUGAUCCGGUGGUGUUACUGAUAUAACUGAAUGCGGUGGUCCGAUGGCGCGCACGCUCUGAUUGGCUCGCAAAUUCCGUCUCGCCAUGGCGCGCGCGCUCUGGGCGUCGCUGAGGACGGUGGCUGACGCGGGACACGCCGCAUUAAAUCCCGUUCGCGUCACCGGAGUCUGGCCUUUCCAGCAGCAGGCUGUCCGGCGGUCUCCUGUCCUCCUCUCCUCCUUUAUCUCCAGGUGCGGUGCUGCUUUCUGUAAUCAAACCGGAGUAAAAAUGCCAGAAAUUAACACUGAUAAUCUGGACGAAAAGCAGGUCCGCCUGCUGGCCGAGAUGUGCAUCGUGAUCGACGAGAACGACCAGAAGACAGGAGCGGACACCAAGAAGAACUGUCAUCUCAACUCCAACAUCAGCAAAGGUUUACUGCACCGAGCUUUCAGUGUUUUCCUGUUUAACAGUGACGAAAAGCUGCUUUUACAGCAGAGAUCUGAUGCCAAGAUCACGUUCCCAGGGUGUUUCACAAACACGUGCUGCAGUCACCCUCUGUACACGCCACCGGAGCUUGAGGAGCAGGACGGCAUCGGGGUGAGACGAGCUGCACAGAGGAGACUGGAGGCUGAACUCGGAAUCCCCACGCAUCAGGUUCCUCCAGAAGACAUGACGUACCUGACCCGCAUCCACUACAAGGCCGAGUCGGACGGUGUGUGGGGCGAGCACGAGAUCGACUACAUCCUGUUCCUGCAGAGGGACGUGGAGCUGCAGCCCGACCCCAACGAGGUCAAAAGCCACUGCUACGUCUCGAAAGAAGAGCUGAAGGAGCUGCUGGAGCAGGCGGAGAGAGGCGAAGUGCAGAUCACGCCGUGGUUCAGCCUCAUCGCUAACACCUUCCUGUUCACCUGGUGGGACAACCUGCAAAACCUCAAACAGUUCACAGAUCACCAGCGCAUCCACCGCAUGUAAUCUGUAUGAUCUGAAUGAAGUUCCGGGUUGGAGCGUAACUGCGUUCCUACUUAUUCCUUAAUUAAGAUAGUUUUUUUUAAAUAUUUCUCAAGCUGAAGAUCUGUCACAUUUUUGAGUAUUUUAUUUAGAAGGUUGCUCUUUUUAAACAGUCAGAUGUUUAUAUUUAAUUUUAUCAGCAUUAAUACUGAGGUUCAAUAUGAAUUGUACUUAAAUGUACAUUACUGUAAAAUAAAUUGUAGAUAAAUAAAUGUAUUGAAUUCC
Molecule: messenger RNA, 1265 nt
Organism: Silurus meridionalis
Lineage: Eukaryota; Metazoa; Chordata; Actinopteri; Siluriformes; Siluridae
Gene: idi1
Product: isopentenyl-diphosphate delta isomerase 1
Exons: 6
Coding region: 138-1004 (288 amino acids)
Biological process (GO): isoprenoid biosynthetic process; isopentenyl diphosphate biosynthetic process
Cellular component (GO): cytoplasm
Molecular function (GO): isopentenyl-diphosphate delta-isomerase activity
Source: RefSeq, a predicted model, not a curated record